AACCGAUUAAGGUUUCUUAUUGGUCCCAAAUUCCCCAAGCCUGGGCUAAUUAUUGCCAGCUUGAUGUUGAUAAGGUAAAGCUCAUCUUGGGCUGGAAGCAUGUCACCUCCUCACUGGCCAUUGCUGCUGCAGGCUUGCUAGGGUCCCACAUCCAGCCUUGCAGCUUGUGGCCGCACCACCAUAACCACCUCCACCACCACCAUCCAGGGAGAUGAUGGACAGCAGGAUACUGGACCAUCCUCAUGCCCAGUUUGGAGGCUCAAUGAGUGGGAUGGUGGGAUUUCCUUACCCCCUCAGUCAUCACCAUGUGUAUGAGCUGACCAGCCACCAGCUGCAGUCUGCAGCCGUGCCCUUCUCCAUAGACGGAUUACUCAACGGUUCGUGCACCGCCUCGGUGGUCAACCCCAACCCUCUGCUAGCCUCUGGAUGUGGCAUGAAUGGGGACAGUCAGCAGUACAAGCUGUCAGACUCUAGUGACCCGGAUAAGGAGAGCCCUGGCUGUAAGAGAAGGAGGACAAGGACCAACUUCACCGGGUGGCAGCUCGAAGAAUUGGAGAAAGCCUUCAAUGAAAGUCACUAUCCGGAUGUCUUCAUGAGGGAGGCCUUGGCAUUGAGACUGGAUUUGGUGGAGUCCAGAGUUCAGGUUUGGUUCCAAAAUCGCAGAGCAAAAUGGAGAAAAAAGGAAAAUACCAAGAAAGGUCCAGGCAGACCAGCUCAUAACUCCCACCCUACCACCUGCAGUGGAGAGCCCAUGGACCCCGAGGAGAUAGCCAGGAAAGAGUUAGAGAAAAUGGAAAAGAAGAAACGAAAGCAGGAAAAGAAGAUGCUUAGGAACCAGUCUCGGGGCCAGCAUUCUCCCAGCAUGUCACUUCACACACCCAGCUCUGACAGUGACAGUGGCCUCUCCCAGACUCAGGACUCUAUGGAGCCAUGCCACUCAGAAAUGGGACAAAACAGAGACCUAACACAAUCACGCUGUGACCAAACAGGGCAAACCUUUUUCCAAAGCCAAAGAAGCCCAGGACACAGGGACAGGGUUAGUGACAAGGACUCACCCACAGAGUCCAACCACAACUCAGGCCUGUGCCCAAAUGGAAGGGGACCUGGCUUCCAGAAACUCAAUCCCUUCAGUGUGGAAAGUCUAUUGUCUGACUCACCACCAAAGAGGAAGGCAGGGCUGGAAUUCCCUGGUUUAUCCAGUCCAAGGACCUUGAUUGGAAAAGGACACUUUCUACUUUACCCCAUUACUCAACCUCUUGGAUUCAUAGUACCACAGACUGCUCUGAAGUCCAACUCUGGCCAGGACCUCUCCUGUCUGGGCCAGAAGGACACCCUUCACAGUAACUCGGGUCAACCGAGUCAAAGUACCUCCCCAAACAAUGUAACCAAGAACUUUUUAUCAAAACACACAAACUCUUCUUCCCAGACCACACUGACUGUAUGCAAGACUGAAGGUGGAUGUCAUCAAGGGGACACCACCAGUCAUGCACAGUCUAGUCCAGGAGACACAGGGAAUGGGCAGAUGGACAAUGCAUAUUCUGAACCAAAGUCUCCCAUGUCCCCAGCAAGUGACAACAAAACCAGAGACACCCCAGACUGUUCAGAGGAAACAGCCUGUACCCCAAAACCUAGCAUAGACUGUGAAAACAUAGAUAUGGACUAAACCACCCCCAAACAAACCUUCCCCUUCAGAAUCUUACAGACUUCAGACAUUCCCAGUGCUGACCCAGAAGACUUGUCUCACCUCAUAAUUUCUUUUUACCUUCAGCCUGUAGAAAAAACAAACAAACAACUAUCGAAUCUAACUUAUAAUAAUAUUAAUCAGGUGCAAUUAUUUUAGUAAGAGCAGCAGUGAA
Messenger RNA from Pelobates fuscus (common spadefoot toad), 1856 nucleotides. It is a transcript of the gene UNCX, whose product is annotated as UNC homeobox. Gene Ontology annotation, biological process: regulation of DNA-templated transcription. Bases 212 to 1663 code for a protein of 483 amino acids. The transcript has 3 exons. The record is from RefSeq and is a predicted model, not a curated record. NCBI's taxonomy places the organism in Eukaryota, Metazoa, Chordata, Amphibia, Anura, Pelobatidae. Gene Ontology annotation, molecular function: sequence-specific double-stranded DNA binding; DNA-binding transcription factor activity, RNA polymerase II-specific.